CUUUGACCACUUACCAAAAUGUCUGCCACUCCGUUUUAUGAAUUAUAUCGUCGAAGCAGCAUUGGCAUGGCAUUGACCGAUUCUUUGGAUGAACUAAUUCAAAGUGGCCACAUCAAUCCGCAGUUAGCCAUGCGUGUGUUAACUACAUUCGAUAAAAGCAUUUCUGAAUCCUUAGCGCAGUUGGUGAGAAACAAAGCUACUGUUAAGGGUCAUUUGCAUACGUACCGUUUCUGCGAUGAUGUCUGGACAUUCAUUAUUGAAAAUCCCAAUUUCAAAUUUGAACAAGAAGCUGUGUCAGCGGAUAAGGUUAAAAUUGUUGCUUGCAAUGCAAAACGGCCUGGUGAACAAUAGUGUAGCCGCUUGCUUUUUUUUUUACACCCCAUCAUGUCGACACUUAUUCCUUUUUCUCCUUCUGACCUUUGUAAAUACAGAUCGUUAUGGAGUUUUUCCAAAUCAUGUAAACUCUGCUAUAAGUAUGUUUUACCUUGUUUUGCUUGUAAGGUGGCGCAGUUCGAUAGUACAGUGCCGCACCAAAAAAAAAAAAAAGAGACAAUUUUCAAUUUCUCCCGAUUUUUUCCCUCACUUCCUCAUGGUACUUCUACAGCCUUAUAGUUCUUUCUCCUUGAUAAACAAUGCUACGCGCAUCAAAUGGGACACUUGUACUAUUCAAAAAUAUGUACAUACUAUAUGUAAAGCAAAAAGAAAGAAAGAAAAACGGGAAUAAGUAGAGCAACUGGCCAAACUG
This is a messenger RNA of Radiomyces spectabilis, 745 nucleotides long. Its product is annotated as transcription initiation factor IIA, gamma subunit-domain-containing protein. Gene Ontology annotation, cellular component: transcription factor TFIIA complex. Gene Ontology annotation, molecular function: TBP-class protein binding; RNA polymerase II general transcription initiation factor activity. Gene Ontology annotation, biological process: RNA polymerase II preinitiation complex assembly; transcription initiation at RNA polymerase II promoter. The transcript is spliced from 3 exons. The coding region runs from base 19 to 351 and encodes 110 amino acids. The record is from RefSeq and is a predicted model, not a curated record. NCBI's taxonomy places the organism in Eukaryota, Fungi, Mucoromycota, Mucoromycetes, Mucorales, Radiomycetaceae.